AUCAACCCAACACCCAUUUAAAAAAUUACAAUAUACUUUUUUGGUAAUACGAAUAAAUAAACUACAAUUUCAUAUCAUUAAAAUUACAGAACAAUCCCUAAUUGGAAGCAAAAUCUCAUCUCUUUUUGUCUCCCUUUUCGGGAAAAAAAAAAAACUGAAUAAUACGAGUAACGAACUCAGUUCGUCUCUCUCCCUCUCUUAUAAACGGAGAGCAAUCGCCUCUCUCCCUCCAUUUUCAUUUCUCCAUUUUCUCGCCAUCCAUCAGAUUAAAGAAAAGAAAAAGAAGAGAAAAAAAUCUUGAUAUUGCUGGAAGAAAUCUUCGCCAUUGCGUCAUGGACCCGAGAAGAAUUCCUCCGCCGAAGCAGCUAACGCGCUCCGCCAUGGGAAUGGCCCUCGGCGGAAACCCUAAUCAUGUCCCCACAAACACUUCUAUGUCUAUCCACUCCUUUGACGUCUACAACUUCCUCCGCCUUCCUCCUCCUUCCUCUCCUCCUUCUCAUCAUCCUCCUCCUCCGCCUCCGCCACCUCCUCCGCUGCCGCGUAGUCAGCCGAGUUCCCUCGGAUUCCGCGGAUCGUCUUCCUCCGCUGCUGCCGCGCCACUCUCGAAGAGAAAGCGAGGUCGCCCGAGGAAGGUCCCCCUCAGUUUGGAAGGGGGAGUUUCCCAUUCCCUUGGCGGAGUGAUGAUUGAGGUCAAGAAAGGGGAGGAUAUAGAAUCAAAGAUGAUGACUUUGACAAGGGAUGGAUCACGUUCCUUCUGCAUUGUCUCUGCAACUGGUUCUGUCUCUAGUGUGGUUUUACGCCACUCCACUUCCACUUCUAUCAAUUCCAUCAUUUCAUACGAGGGCAUAUUCCGAAUCAUAACGCUGUCAGGGUCGUUCUUGAAUAGAGAAAGCAGUGGUACUGAUGUAAACAGGACAUGGAGGUUGAGUGUGUGUCUAGCCGGUCCAGAUGGCCAGGUUUUCGGCGGGGCCGUUGCCGGAAGGCUAAUAGCCGCGUCAAGAGUUGAGAUCACAGUGGGGAGCUUCAUAGAAGAAGCGAGACCGAGACAAGUGGAACCGGAAAGGGGAAGGCCGAGGACUGAUACAACAGAGGAGAAGAAGGAGAGCAGCGAAGACUCCACCGGAGGAAGUAAGUCAUCAGCAGACCAACCUUCUCGUGGUCCUCCAUCGGUUUGGUAGUUUCUUCUCCCCCCAUGUACAUAGACAGACUCUCCUCCUCUUUGUCUCUUGGUGUAAAUACUGACCUGACCCCACAUAAUAUCAUUUUGAAAUUUGAUCUUUAGGAAAGAUACAAUUUGAACAAGUUUGCGUCACUGU
Molecule: messenger RNA, 1316 nt
Organism: Tarenaya hassleriana
Lineage: Eukaryota; Viridiplantae; Streptophyta; Magnoliopsida; Brassicales; Cleomaceae
Product: AT-hook motif nuclear-localized protein 13-like
Exons: 5
Coding region: 333-1178 (281 amino acids)
Molecular function (GO): minor groove of adenine-thymine-rich DNA binding
Source: RefSeq, a predicted model, not a curated record